UGCGUCCCCUGAGCAAAACGGCGACACCAUUUCAUAGGAAGAAAUGAAAACAGACAGAAAUCAACUGCCGGUCAUUUCUCAAUAAUUGAAUUGAUAAGAGCACAUGUGUGUCCUGACGGAACCGGACGCGUAGAAGCCCCGACCUGAUUUGGAGAAGUGAAGAACUUCUAAACUGCGCGACCGAACCGGUCCUGAGCUCAGUUACGGAUCUGUUCUGUGAUAUUUGUUUGUUCGUUUGUUUGUUCGUUCGGGACGAGCUGAAGAAGCGCGGUUCCGUCCACAGCACAGAUGGAUGGAGAUGAGGAGAUCCGGUCAGAUGAUGGCAGUGGUACUCCAGUCCAGGACGAGCAAGAGGAUCUGCGACCCGAAUCACGACAGUCAGACGAAGAUGGCAGCGAUAAUGAGGACACCACUCACGACAGGAAGUCUGAUAUCGCAGACAGCGGGUCGGAUCACGAAGGUCGUGGAGGAGACGGCAGCGAUUCAGAACCCGAACCACCGCGUCCCGCUGACAGCGACGAUGAUGAGGACAGCUCGCCUGUAAAGCGAAUAGCGAGCAGCUCCGACAUCGAGGAGGAGGAGAAGACGCACCCCACCAGCGACUCUGACCACGACGAGCAGGAGACGCGACGCAGCCCGAGAUCAGGCGCAGGAAGCGAUUUAGACGACGACGACAAACCUAAACAGAAACCGCAGAGAGCGUCUGAUGAUGAAGAGGAAGGUGGGAGAUCAGAGAAAGGGAAGUGGAAAUCUGUGAUGAACUCUGACAGUGAGGAAGAAGAGGACAAACCGAAGGAGGAAGCAGGAAGUGACCAGGAUGAAGGGCCCAAACGACGGGCUCUGGACAGCGAUGAAGAUGAAAAGCCUGCGAAGAGGAAGAAAGCCAUUCUUUCAGACAGUGAGGAAGAGGAGGAGAAAGAGGUGAAGAAGAGCCGGCUGGUGUCUGAUGAUGAUGAUGAUGAUGACUCUGGCAGUGAUGAAGGCUCUGGAGCUCCUGAUAAGAGUUUAGCCGCUAAACUGAAGGAGCUGGGCUCAGACAGUGAGGAAGAGGAGGACGGCAGCAAGGCAGACGGUGGGAAGAAAGACGAGAAAGCACUUUUCGGGAGUGACAGCGACUCGGGCGAUGAUGCAGAAGAGAAAAUGAUCGCGGAUAUCUUCGGUGAGUCUGGCGAUGAGGAAGAGGAGGAGUUUACGGGCUUCAAUCAAGAGGAGUUGGAGGGCGAGAGGCAGCAGUCUCCGGCCGCAGGAAACAAGGCCGCGGAGAACGACUCUGAUUCUGAUGAUGUCGUGGACCGAGGAGGACAUGACAUGUCCUCAAUGUCAGAUUUUGACAUCAUGUUGGCUCGUAAGAAGGCUCAGAGUGGCAAACGCCGACGGAAUCGAGAUGGGGGGACGUUCAUCAGUGACGCGGAUGAUGUCGUCAGUGCGAUGAUUACUAAAAUGACAGAAGCUGCAGAGGAGGACAGAACUUUAAACAGUAAGAAGAAACCGGCUCUAAAGAAACUCAUGCUGCUGCCCACAGUAGUGAUGCAUUUAAAGAAGCAGGAUCUGAAGGAUACGUUUAUAGACAGCGGUGUGAUGAUGGCGAUUAAGGAAUGGAUCAGUCCUCUGCCGGAUAAGAGUCUGCCAGCGCUCAAAAUCAGAGAGGAUCUCCUCAGAAUACUUCAGGAAUUGCCCAGUGUGAGUCAGGAGACACUGAAGCUCAGUGGCAUCGGGCGAGCCGUCAUGUACCUCUACAAACACCCCAAAGAGUCUCGACCGAACAAAGACCUCGCGCUCAAACUCAUCAACGAGUGGUCGCGGCCCAUCUUUGGUUUAACGUCGAACUACAAGGGAAUGACGAGAGAAGAGAGACAGCAGAGAGACCUCGAUCAGCAGAUCGCCCCCCGCAGGCGACUCAGCAGUCUGAGCGGGCAGAAGAACCAGACGUCUUUUCCCAUCUCCUCAGGUUCAGUCUGUGUGCGUGUGUGUUAGUUUGUUUGUGCGUGCUUGUUUGCGUAUAUAGUGUGUGUGUGUGUGUGUGUGUGUGUGUAUAUAUAUAUUUAUUGUGUGUGGUUGUGUGUUUUUGCGUGCGUGUUUCCGUUUGUGCUUGUGCGUGCGUGUUUGUGCAUUUGUGUAUAGUGUGUGUGUAUAUAUAUAUAUAUUUGUGUGUUGGGCGUGUGUAUAUAGUGUGUGUGUGUGUGUGUUUGUGCGUGUGUGUUUGAGCAUAUGUGUAUAUAGUGUGUGUGUUUGUGCGUGUGUGUUUGAGCAUGUGUGUAUAUAGUGUGUGCAUGUGUGUUUGUGCAUAUGUGUAUAUAGUGUGUGGGUGUGUGUGUGUGUGUGUUUGUGCAUAUGUGUAUAUAGUGUGUGUGUGUGCAUGUGUGUUUGUGUAUAUAGUGUG
Molecule: messenger RNA, 2380 nt
Organism: Xyrauchen texanus (razorback sucker)
Lineage: Eukaryota; Metazoa; Chordata; Actinopteri; Cypriniformes; Catostomidae
Product: protein IWS1 homolog
Exons: 13
Coding region: 289-1974 (561 amino acids)
Biological process (GO): poly(A)+ mRNA export from nucleus
Cellular component (GO): nucleus
Source: RefSeq, a predicted model, not a curated record